This is a messenger RNA of Lactuca sativa (garden lettuce), 1687 nucleotides long. RefSeq names its product basic pentacysteine 6 (gene BPC6). NCBI's taxonomy places the organism in Eukaryota, Viridiplantae, Streptophyta, Magnoliopsida, Asterales, Asteraceae. Gene Ontology annotation, biological process: response to ethylene. The record is from RefSeq and is a predicted model, not a curated record. Gene Ontology annotation, cellular component: nucleus. Gene Ontology annotation, molecular function: DNA-binding transcription factor activity; sequence-specific DNA binding.
CCAACUGACGACACACACACACAUAUACACAAACACUAUCGAGCAAAUCAGACGGCUGAGGAAGAGGAUUCACUCGGUGGACCAACACCAUCGGUGUUCCUAGCAUCACUGUACCACAAGCACAAUCUUAGAAGCAUAAAAACAAACAACGAAAAAGAUGGUUUCGCAAAAUUAAAAUCAAGUGGUCAUUCUUCUUUGCCUCUUCACCAACUAUUCUUUCAUAUUUUCCCCUUUUCUUUCUUUCUUUCUUCUUCUUCUUCUACCUUUUUAGGGUUUUUACCCAUCCAUGCUUCGAUCACUCAUCACUUUCUUUUUCUUUCUUGUCCUCUGAUUCCUUUACUUGUUCACAGCUUUUAGCAAGACUUGAUUCUAUCAUGUUUUUCCUAAGUUAAUCAGAACCCAACAAUGAAGGCAUUGCAUAGAGAGGACAUAACAGAAUAUGAACUCUCAUUGUAGUACAAUGAUGGAUGAAAGCGGGCACCGUGAAAACGGUCGGCAAAAGCCGCCACAGGGUCAAUGGUUAAUGCAACAUCAGCCAUCAAUGAAGCAAAUAAUGACAAUCAUGGCGGAACGCGAUGCCGCCAUCCAAGAACGGAAUCUUGCAAUAUCCGAGAAAAAAGCCGCCCUGGCCGAGCGGGACAUGGCACUCCUCCAACGCGAUUCCGCCAUUGCCGAACGGAAUACCGCCAUCAUGGAACGCGACAACGCCAUUACCACUCUCCAAUACAGAGAAAACUCCAUGAACAAUAGCAAUAACAACAAUAAUUCCAAUAAUACCCCCUCACCAUGCCCGCCCGGAUGCCAAAUCUCGCGUUCGGUGAAACACGUCCACCACCCACACGCGUAUCUCCAACACCACGAAAUGGGCGGCGGAAUUGGCGAUUCCAUUCCGACGUCCCCACCGGCACCGGAACCAAAAUCCCGGCGGGUGAAACGUGUAAAGGAGACAAAACCGCCGGCUAAGAAGACAUCAAGAAUGUCCAAAAAGGUGAAAAUGGAAUGUGAUGAUUUAAACAAGGCAAUGUUUGAGGAACCCCAUGAUUGGAAUAAGGGGGGAGAUGAUUCCGGCGGUGGUGGUGGUGGUGGGGUUGAUGAUUUGAACCGUGGGGUGAAGUCGGAAUGGAAAGAUCAAGAUCUUGGGCUGAAUCACGUUGCGUUUGAUGAAUCGACGAUGCCGAUUCCGGUGUGCUCGUGUACGGGAGUUUUUAGACCGUGUUACAAAUGGGGGAAUGGUGGAUGGCAGUCGUCUUGUUGCACCACCACCAUGUCUAUGCAUCCACUCCCAUCGCUUCCUAAUAAAAGACAUGCGCGUGUUGGUGGUAGGAAAAUGAGUGGAAGUGUUUUUAAUAAGUUAAUAAGUCGACUUGCUGCUGAAGGUCAUGAUUUAUCGAAUCCUGUGGAUUUGAAGGAGCAUUGGGCUAAGCAUGGGACAAAUCGGUACAUUACGAUUAAGUAAUAAUAAUGUUUGAUAAAUAAUUAAUUAAUAUCACAACACCUUAUUUUGGUGUGGUUGAAGUUGAAGGUCUAGAUUCAGAAAUGUUGAGAAGAUCAGUUCAUGUAUUUAGGGUUGUAUUAAUGGCUGAUUUCUUCACUUCUGAUGACUACGAUCAAUGAGUAUUGAGUUAUUUAUGAUGUAAGUUAUGUAGACAUUUGUUUUUUUAGAACAAGGACUCACAUAUUUUCUAAA